AUGCUGCCGUACCUGUUCCCCGAUCUGUCCACCUUUACUACAGUCGCCGAUCUUAUCACCCACCUUCGCACUAGUGAUGCUCGCCUGCGUGCCGCCCUUCCCACCGAGUUCUGCGCUAAGAACCCCCCUCCACUGUACUGGACACUCCACUUCAUAGUCACCCAUCUCCCUGACACCCUCCGCUCAGUUCGAGACCACUUCCUUGCUCGCUGUCCCACUGAGCUCACAGUCGCCCUCCUAGAGGAGCACCUGCUCGCGGCCGAAAAGAGCAUUGUAGCUGUCGGUGCUGCUCGUGGCGCUCCUCGCACCCCCAUCUUUGAGGGGUGUUCUCCCUCUCCCCUCGCUCCCUCCUACGCUGCUGCUGCUGCUGUUGACUUCCUUGGUGCUGAGUCUGUUGGCGCUGCUUCUGCUCCUAGUGGGAGGCGCCGCACCGGCAAGGGCAAGGGGGGCAAAAGUGGUGGUGGUGGCGCUGGUGGGGGAGGAGGUGGGGGAGGUGGGGGGGGAGGCGGUGCUGGAGGGAGCGGUGGCGGGAGCGCUGGUGGGAGUGGGGUCGGUGGUGGAGACGGGGGCGGCGGAGGGAGCAGUGGCAGUAGUGGCGGCGGCGGCGGUGGCGGCGGUGGCGGUGGUGGCGGUGGUGGCGGUGGUGGCGGUGGCGGUCGGAGCGGUGGUAGUGGUGGCGGCGGAGGUCGGAGUGGAGGCACUGGCUCUGGCCAGAGCUCCCAGCAGCAGCAGCGUCCCCAGACGACCCAGCAGCUUCGUGAGUGGCUUGCUCAGCGUGGGACGUCGGGGGCCAGUGCCCGCUGUUCUUAUGUCAUUCGCACAGGUGACCGCAAGGGACAGACGUGUGGGAGGUUCCACACCCCGUACCGCUGCUUCUCCCGCCUUGACGACGCUUGGCGUGAGGAGAUGGGUGCGGAUGUUGAGCGCCCCCGCUGGGCUGAGCUCAUGAGGGCUGGUGUUGAUGUCUUUGCUCUUGACUAUGAUGCUAUUAUUGCUGCCAUUGCUGUCCCGGCUGGUUUCGAGUCUGCUCUCUCAGGUACCGCACUGGCUGAGGCCUGUCACACCUUCACCCUUGACUCAGUCCUUGCCCAGUCCACCACUGUCCUCCCUUGUCCGGCGGUUCCGUCUGGCUCGUUGUCGGGUUUCCACCUCCCCUCGUUCUCGACGAACCUGGUGAGCAACGCUGUCCUCCAGGAUCAGUGGGUUGACACCUUUACCCCUGGCGGACAGCGUGUGGCGAUCUGCACGUGCUCCAGGACCGGCCGUCACCUGGCUACGUUCACCCGUCGGCCGGGGUCGAGUCUCUACACACUGACCACUGCGUCUCCCCAGGUAGCUGCUGUCGGUCAGGUGUCUGCGUCAGGUCUGGUGGCCCACGCCUGUGAGUGUCGUUCCCUGUCGCACCAGACUCUUCUCUGGCACCACCGCCUGGGUCACCCCUCCUUGCCACGCCUUCGUGGCAUGCACCGUCGCCUCCUUGUGUCCGGUCUUCCCAGGUCCCUCCCUCCCCUCCCUGCCUCGCCUGCGCCGCCUUGCCUUCCUUGCGUCGAGGGGCGGCAGCGCGCCGCUCCUCACUCCUCCUCGUUCCCCCCGACAGAGGCUCCUCUGGAGACCCUCCACCUGGACGUGUGGGGCCCAGCCCGCGUUCGUGGUCAGGGCGGUGAGCGGUAUUUUUUGCUGGUUGUCGACGACUACUCGCGUUACACCACGGUCUUCCCCUUGCGCACCAAGGGUGAAGUCCCUGCUGUUCUGAUCCCUUGGAUCCGCAUGGUUCGUCUCCAGCUCCGCCGCCGUUUCCGGACGGAUCUUCCUGUCCUGCGUCUGCACUCUGACAGAGGUGGUGAGUUUUCCUCCGACCUCUUGAGGACCUUCUGUCAGGCGGAGGGCAUCGAGCAGACCUUCACGCUUCCGGACUCCCCACAGCAGAAUGGGGUUGCUGAGCGUCGCAUUGGCCUGGUCAUGGAGGUCGCUCGUACCUCCUUGGUCCACGCGGCGGCUCCCCAUUUUCUGUGGCCGUUUGCUGUCCGGUACGCCGCGCAUCAGCUCAACCUCUGGCCCCGUGUCUCCUUGCCGGAGACCUCGCCCACACUGCGUUGGACGGGGGAGGUUGGCGAUGCGUCGCGCUUCCGGGUGUGGGGUGCUCGUGCCCUUGUCCGCGAUACGUCUGCGGACAAGCUCUCCUCCCGCACGCUUCCCUGUGUCUUCCUUGGCUUUGUCCCUGACGCGCCUGGCUGGCAGUUUUACCACCCCACCUCGCGCCGGGUCUUCGCCUCUCAGGAUGUCACCUUUGACGAGUCGGUCCCCUUUUACCGUCUCUUCCCCUACCGCACUGCCCCCCUCCCUCCCCCGCCGCUUUUCCUUGCUCCUGGUCCCCCUCCGGUAGACCCCCUUCCCCCUCAGGGUCCUGCUCCUUCAGGUGUCUCUCAGGUAGACCCUCCUCCCGUCGCUGAGCCUGUCGAGGUCACAGGUGACUCAGGUGCUGCUGCGGGUGGUGCUGCUGGGAGUGCUGAGCCUGGGGGUGCUGAGCCUGGGGGUGCUGGGCCUGGGGGUGCUGGGGCUGCAGGUGCUGGGACUGAGGGUGCUGGAGCUGAGGGUACGGUGCCUGAGAGUACGGAGCCUGGGGGUGCUGCGCCUGGGGGUGCUGAGCCUGCGGGUGCGAGGCCUGGGAGUGCUGGGACUGCGGGUGCUGGGGCUGAGGGUACUGUGCCUGAGAGUUUGCCGCCUGGGGGUGCUGAGCCUGGGGGUGCUGCGACUGGGGGUGCUGAGCCUGCGGGUACUGAGCCUGCGGGUACUGAGCCUGGGGGUGCUGCUACUGAGCCUACGGAGCCUCGGGUUACUGUGUCUGGGGGUGCUCCGGUUCGGGGUGCUGAGCAGUCUCUCACACCGCAGCAGCUUCGUGACUGGUACGUCCGACGCUUUCGCCGUCCUAGUGGCUCGGCUGGAGUUGGGGGUGCUGGAGUUGCUCGUCCUGGGGGUGCUCGUACUGGGGGUACUGGAGCUGCCGGGACUGGCUGUUCUGGGAGCGCUGCGACUGGAGCUGCUGGAGCUGGGGACUCUGGCGUUGGCGGUGCUAGCGGAGUUGGAGCUCCCGACUCUGGGGGUGGCGCUGCUGCUGGUGCUGCGGACCCACCUGGUGGAGCUGCUGCUGGUACUGAGGAGUCGGACGGUGGAGCUGCUACUGGUGCUGAGGACCCGGCCGCUGGAGUCCCUUCUGCUUCUAGAGACGCUGCGCGGCCGCGACCAGCGUCGUGA
Messenger RNA from Closterium sp. Yama58-4, 3252 nucleotides. The record is from the annotation of a GenBank genome assembly. Lineage: Eukaryota; Viridiplantae; Streptophyta; Zygnematophyceae; Desmidiales; Closteriaceae.